Messenger RNA from Paramuricea clavata, 15219 nucleotides. The record is from the annotation of a GenBank genome assembly. NCBI's taxonomy places the organism in Eukaryota, Metazoa, Cnidaria, Anthozoa, Malacalcyonacea, Plexauridae.
GGCUGACUUCAUCCCUUCAGCAAAUUUCUAAAUUUGUGAUUUUAAUCAAGAUAUACAGCUAAUCUUCCAAGCCAUCAUUUUAACCAAAAUUUAGAUAAAUUUACUCUAAUUUUGCUGCCAUUCGCGCUGCUAUGAACGUAACUAUAGUUCUUCUCGAUGGAGGGCAAUUUGAAGUCCAACAUUUGAGGGUAAGUUUACGAUAAACACUCGAGUUUUAUAGCUCGCUUUAUAUUUAUACGAGCGGUCGACGUGCUUUGCACUUGAGUUUGAUAAAUGACAUGAAUUUGCGGCUCAUUUUAAAGCGAUGCUAUAAAUUUUUAACUGUCAAGGUUCCCGCAUUUGAACGCUAGUUUCCGCCUGUUAAUUUUGUGUAGAGUUUAGCCUUUUUAGAUUAUUUUUAACAGCGUAUAUUUAUAAGGUCAACGAAAUUUUGAGGCUGUCAACUUGUUUAACACCACAUGUUAAAACGCUUUGCUUUGUAAAUUAUAUUAACUUUAAUGCCUUUUAAAUAGCAAAGAAAGGAGACUUACGCUUUUCUCUCGUUUAAAUUUUUUGACGAAAUGUGAUAUCGCACAACAGCUUGGCUAGUAGAAGUGGUCCUUCAGCUAAAGAUUUUGUUUUUAUGACCCUUGAAUCACACCGUAUCUGUGACUGAUAUUUUGAUAUCUUUCUGCCAGUUUAUGUUUCAUAAACGAGUGUGGAGACGCUUCAAAACGGUGCAUAAAGCCCUAUUUUUGCUAAUAUUUCCUUAGGAGAAGUUUUUAUUUUGGUUGAUUUGAAAAAAAAUUGUAAUAAAUGCUAAUUUUUUUACAACAGGAAAUAAGAUUAUUGUACUAAUUAAAGUCAAAAGUUCAAGAAUUUUGAGGACUUGACACAAACAAGCAUAUUACUGUAUUUUGACUUUGUGUUUUUACUUUAUUUGGGGUUUUUCUUGAACAGAAUUAAGCUAAUUUGAAAAAGCAACAAUCAAAAAUAACAUUUGCCCUAGAUUUGUUAAUUGUAUACUGUUAUGUUUAUAUAAAUUGUUAAGAGCAUUUGGAAUUUUUUAUCUUUUAUAGCAAAGUUUUUAAUUUUUGCAUGACAAACUAAACCACAAAAGUGGGUUUUGACCACACGUAGAUUAAAAUUACGAAUAGAAAAUUCUUUCAAUGCAUUUUGGCAGCCAAAAUUUGUUAAUAUUUAAUGAUUGUUCAACGAGCGAUUAUGUGGAAAAUUUGCAGUUUUAAUUUGUUAUUUAUUGCCUUCAGCCAUGUUUUGAGCCUCUGCUGUUCUGUUUAAUAUUUUUGCUGCUUGCUGUUGUUGAAACUUUAUUUAAAUAUAAAUAAAAUAAUAAUGAUAUUAUUUUACACAUAUUAACAAACCCACAGAUGCAUCCUCUCGCCUGAAAAACACAUCUUGUUGUUGUGUGUCAAAACUUAAAAUGUCAAACUAUUAUUGGCUAAUUUGUUUAGUGAUAUAGCCCGUGGAUUUAGCUGGCAAAAUCCUAUUGCAUUAAAACUGUUUACGGUCUUCAUAUAAGCUAUUGGAUAGUGAUUGACAGAGAAUCAGCAUCGGGCUGAUUUUUGGCUUAUCAGUAGACAGUCGGAAUCAGUAGAAUUAUCUAUAUUUCUGAUUGUUUUGAAAACUCAUUGUUGAGAAAAUACACACUUUAAAAAUUAUAUGCAUUGCACGUUGAUACAUAUUGCGUUUUAACCAGGGCCGUCCUCAGGAAAUUCUUCAGGGGGGGUGUUAAUAAGGCCAAUUCAACCGACUGGUUCAAAAAAAUUUUUCCGGAUCAGAAAUUUUUGGUCGACCUCCCCCCCCCGUCGCCAAAAAAAUUUCGGUCAGUGUACCAUUUUAGGGGUCCAAAAAUUUUUCCGGACGUACAAAAAUUUUCCAGAACAUUCAAAAAUUUUCCGCACAUAACAAAUUUUCAACAUUUUUUUUUACAUUUUUCCAAAAUUUUUACAUUUUUCCUCAAAAUUUUCCUAAAAUUCCCACCACGUUCUUGCCCUUUGCGCCAAAAAUAUUUAACCCAAAUAGCAGUUCUACCGACUGAAUAGCAGUCCUACCGACUGAAUACAAUUACUGGGGGGGGUGUCACACCCCCCCGUAGCUCCGGGCCUGGUUUUAACACACUACGUUAAAUUCAUGCGUGAAGCGUGCCAGUCAUUAACGGUUUUAACGAUAAAUCUGGUUACAAUAACACAGUAGGUUGGAAAUUAUUGUUAAAAAAUCGACAUGAAUGAGACAUUAUAAAAUCAGUAUCGGCGUCAGUAUCUGGCAGAUUGUAGCAUGAAUAAGCGGUAAAUGUCUGAUUGUUGCAAAAUCGGUCAGUCACUACUAUUGGAUGUGAAUUUCUGCCAUCAUGUUUCACUUUUCUCAUAGGCCCGAAUGACUGACAUUCUUGCUCCAGAUAUAUGGAAGAAUUAGGAUAUAAACUUUAUAAACGAAAGAUAAUGUGAAACAUAACAGAACAGCAAACAUGCAGAUUUGGCCAUCUCAAAAAAUGGCAAUGUUGGGAUAGUAGCGUUGCAGACUGCAGAGGAGGGUGGGAAGUAAGGCUCCCUCAUGCAUCACCCCAUGGAAAACCUGCACCCCUCCUUGCAGAUGAGGCUAGAUCUGCCCCUGUGAAGGAUUAUGUGCAUAAAUUUUAGAGUGUACAGGUAAUGGACAUUUCCCAUUAUAACUAAAAUUUUGAUCUAGACACAAAAAUUUCAUCACAGCUUGCAAGAGCUCUCUCCUCCGCAGAGGCUUUAGUUUUCUUAGGAUUUAGUAUUACGAUGAGAUACAUUUCACUGCACUUUACAUGGCGGAUCUUGAAACACGAGCGUAGCCGCUGGGCGAAGGAGCGCAGGCGGCAAAGGGAAAGGAGAAGGAAGGCCUUCGCGCCUUCAUAGCCAAUUAUAAAGCCUCUGCGGAGGAGAUAGUUGCAAGAGCAUCAUAAAAUUAGUAAUAUUCCAAACUUUUGUUGCAAAAUGUUGUAAAAUGCGGAUAACAUAGCCUUGUGAAGUUUGCUGUUUUUCAGUCACCUUGUAUUACGCAUGGGAAAUCGGGUGUUGGGGCAUCAAUUUCCCGUUUGUAAUACAAAAUGACUGAAAAUUGCAAAUUUUGCAAGGCUAUAUUAUCCCCAUUUUACAACAUGUUGCAACAAAACUUUGGAAUAUUUACUAAUUUUGUGAUGCUCUUUCAAGCUAUGAUGAAAUUUUUGUCUAGACUUAUCUAGAUCAAAAUUUUAGUCGUAAGGGGAAAGGUCCAUUAUUGUUGUGCAGUCAGUAUCCAGAAGUGGGAUACUAGAUUCUCAGGGGGGGGGGGGAUACUAAAACUUUGAAAACUAGUAUCCCAGUUGGAUACUGAGAGAGAAAAAUUUCAGACCAUGCUUAUUUCCACUUAUUGUAGAAAGGCACAUUGGGCAAAGAGAUCUUCAAAAAUGCUUGUAACAAGAUUGGCUUGACAGAUGAAACAGACUACUUCGGACUUCGUUUUAUAAACAAGAAAGAUGCAGAGGUGAGUUUGCAUAAAAAUCUUGAUAAAAACACCUGGCUAUUCAUGAAUCUCCUGUUUGCUGCAGUAGCUUGACAUUGUGAAUUUUUUAUUGCAGUUUCAAUGGGUGGACAAUGAAAGAUCUAUUAAGUCACAGCUUGGGAAAGGUAUGUACAACCUGUGGUGGGAACAAUAUUUUACUUUCUGGGACCGCAAGACAGCGUUGAAAAUUUUCCGCAAGUAGUCAAGUACAUUGAGACCUGGACACUGUAACCGUGUGACACUAACAAGUUGUCAAACUGGAUUUCAUGCUAUAUUUUAACCAAUUUUGCACACCUGAUUUUCAAAAUUUUCUGGAGGAACAUGGAACCCCCUGAUGGCACCCGCCUCCCCAUCUUUUUUUGCAUCAGUAUUUAACUUAGGACCGGACCCUUCACUUAGUUUUAUGUCAUAUUGCUAAAAGUAUAUUUACUUUACAUGAAGAUUGUCAGUGCACUGAAAUUAUUUUUUUCUGUUAACUUUAAAAAAGCAUUUGCCAUACAACAUUUAUUACAUGAUUCUAUAGUCUAUACAUUUAUAUAUACACUGUUGCACUAUUAACCCAUUGAGUCGCAUUGCACCCUGAUGCACCCUACUUUAGUAUUUUACUCUGUCUAACGCCAGACAAUUUUACUCGUCAAGGGGAGAGCGCUGGUGCUUAAUGGGUUAACUGGCCUAUCUGCCCAUGUGUCUAGUUAACCCAUUGAGUCGUAUUGCACCCUGAUGCACCCUACUUUAGUAUUUUACUCUGUCGAACACCAGACGAUUUUACUCGUCAAGGGGAGAGCGCUGGCGCUUAAUGGGUUAAUUAAGAUUGAUGCACUUAUACUUGCAUUUCUGAGCUCAUACUUUGACUACAUGUAAAUUCUUUCUAUUGGGAUUUUCUUCAGAAUUUUUCCUUUUAUCUAAAUUGUUGCAAUUAUCUUCUUUCUUGGGGAAAUAUUUUCUGGGAACUCACAAACUUUUCUAGGACCAAGAUUGUGGUGCGGCUAUACUUUUUCCACCCCUGUGUGUUACUUAGCUGACAGGCUAUGUAUUGAGUCUAAUUGUUUUUAUUUAUUUUCCUCUUUCAUUUCCAGAGGCAAAUGAUAAUGUAACACAUUAUCUUCAUUUUGCUGUCAAGUUUUUCCCUAUAAAUCCAACCAGUAUAAAGAAUGAUUUAACAAGGUAGGAUUGCCGAUCAGCUGUACAUCCUCCUUUCUAUAGGCUGCUUUGCUCAUGCGAGCAUAGUGCUUUAUAGGUUUGUUGUUGCAAGAAAUUAUGUCCACUCUGGUGCUCGCAGACAUGUGAGUGAAGUUGACAUGUUCUCAACUUUCCAGACAAACUCGUGCGAUCGUUAACUUGCAUGGUUGGAACAAACCAAUGAGAUCACUCAGAUUUCCUCUCUUUGCAGAUUUCUUGCUUCCGUAGUUUGUUUUUGUACUUCUUUCUGCUCAAUAUUCGCUUUAAAAUUAUCUAUUUAAGGUUACAGAACACUUUGAGUGUUAAUUUUGCCUAAAAUUUUUUUGUUGGUCUCCAUGAAAGCAUUGAACUAGAUCUACCAUCUGACCAAGUUUGAAACAUUGAAAAUGUAAUAUUCAAAUUCAAUUUUCUCCCGAAAAAUUUUACAAUAAUUACUGAUUUUCAAACGAGUUGUGCUCCUGCGGGUUUUAACCAAUUUUUCUGAAAUUUGCACAGGACAUAGCUAAAGACGUCUGUUUCAAAAUUGUGUUUGGCUUUUUUUAAUUUUGGAUAUUUUAAUAAUAAAGAACAAUUCACUCAAACAAUUCAGAAAUAUAUUGCAGUCGUCAAAGAAAUCGCCAUAUCAGCAGAAUGACGAAAUAAACAAAAAUUUCCGAACACAAUUUUUUAGAACAACUAUUUUAGUGUAUAAAAAUGAUAUUUUCAUAAAUUUAACUUAAACCAGCAGGAGCACAACUCGAAAGCGUAACGGUACUGCGAUUUAAGAUUUUCCUGAAUAAUUCUUACAUUAUUUUAUUGUUUGUUAAUUUUACAACUUUACCAUAUUUUGCAUACACUGGCGAACAUUUGGUGAAAAUUUGAUUAAAAUCGGACUGAUAUUGAGCGCGCAGUAGCGGUUUUCCACAAAACGCGGUAUUGCCUUUGUUUUUCCUGCGCAUUCUGCCAGUGGAAAAUUUUUGACGAGAUUGGGCUGAUUGGGGAGGCGGUGCUCUGGGGAGUGUUAAAACUGUCAUCGAAAUUAACCUCAUGUAGUGUAGCCUGUAUUGAUUAGACAGCAAAACAACUGAGCUCUGUAACCCAAUUAUAAUGUAUCACUACUUUCAUUCAUCAGCAAGGUAACUUCAAGAUUUAAGAUGGCAAGAAACUAAAAUCAGUUUAAACAGAAUAGUACAUCAUUUUUGAAAAUAACCAGGGGUCAGUUGUUCAAAGUUAGCUUAACCUAGGUUAACCUGACAGCAUGUCUAUAAAUUUGGAAAUAUUUCUUCAGAGAUCUUGUCUGGAUCGAUGGGAGUUCACUUCUCUGAAAUUAUGAAAUAAACAGGCGUACAGAAAUACACAAACUAAAACGACAGGGUUACCUUUUAACCCAGGGUUAGCGCUAACCAACCUUUGAACAACCAGCACCUGGCUAUAAAGUACAGCAGGGUGGUUGAGAGGGCAGGCUUAGAGUGGAGGAAGGAAAACAGGAGUUUAUAUUCUUCUAUAGUCCCCCCCGAGGGGGGGGGGUGUCAAAGGGUCUUAGGGCCAGGGAAGAAAUUCAAAAGAGUGAAAAAGAAAGGAAGGGAAUGGAAAGGUAAAUAAAAGAAAGAAGAGAACAAAGGGAAAUGAAAGGAAAGUGCAAAAGGAAAAUGAGGGGGCAAAGGAAAAGAAGAGAAAGGACAAGGGAUGAGAAUGAAAAAGAACUGAGAAAACUUGGGGAUCAGUCUCAUACUAUGUCAGCAAGGAAGGGGAGUGGUAUCGAUGAAGUAUGACUUUUUAAGGCAAGAGGGAGAGGGAAUUGGAACAUAAUGUCAAUGUUUGAAUAAAAUUAAAAAUAAGUGAAUAUAUAUCAAUGUUUGUGAAACUAAAAACGUUUCUUAAAUGAACGUAAUUUGGAGAGAGGAGUGCGGUACGGUCGAAUUCGGUAAACCACAUGUUAAGCAUUUAGUCGCUUCUACGAUCAGACUCGUAUUUUUAAGCCUGCCGCACACAAGAGAUACUUUCUGAGCAAACCGCUUCGGGUGGCAGCUAUCUCAGCUAUGUAUUUUCAUCGCACACGUUGGGAAAUCUACUCAACAACAACAUAAUUGACAAAAUCGUUUGCAUUUUCCUCCAAAGUCACAUGAAGAAACUAUGGUUUCGCAUUGGCUAAUUGAUUCAAGCAGCUCAGCACGAAGCUCACAACAUCCGCAGACGCUGAGAUUUUUUGCUCGCGACUCGCGAGGUGAAAAAUAUCCAACACGAUAGAUAUUUUAUACCAUAUAUAAUACUAAAACUGUCUGUACCAGUGUGGGUAGUACCAAAGUGAAAAUGCUGUGCGGAGUGGUUAUAUUACUACCUUAAAAAAUAAGCAGAAACUCGACGUUUCGAGCCUUAAUAGAAUGAAAAAGAACUGAGAAAACUUGGGGAUCAGUGUGAAAAAGAACUGAUAAGGGCCUUAUAUAAUAGCUGCCACGCGAGACGGUUAGCUCAGCAAGUUGCUCUGGUGCCCGGCAGGCUCUAUUACGACUCAUUACCUCGCAUAGAAAUACAAUUUUAGCAAUAACAGUAAUAUAUAACUGCGAUCAUUUCUGUAUAACAUUUUCAAUCAAAUAUCUAUUAAACACAAAAAAAAUAAGAUUCGUUGCAACAUUAACAAUGUUUAACUAAUUUGCGUUCAGUUCGGUACAGUUAAAAUAUGUCUAAAUUCCACUGUGCUGCGAAUGUCUCCAAACAAACUAGAUAUAAGAUCAACAUUCAACAUAUAUCAGCAGUAUUAAUAUAAAGCCAUCGUGAGGCAUGCUGUCCAUAUAUCUGAAGUGCAGAAUUACGUUUUAGUGUCCAAAUAUCGUCCUCUAAUCUUGUCAGUCAAGGUCUGCUACAGGAGUUAGAAUAAGAGAAUCACUCGCAGGUUGCGAUGUCAUUGGUUCGUAUUUUACUUUCAAGGCCUCGUGUAGAAGAGCCAUUUUGAAGAACGUCGAGUUGUGAUUACCCUCCUCACCAGUUAGGCGUAUCUGCGUAACAUUUCCCAGUUCAGAAACCUCGUAAUUCACACCUUUGGGCAUGCGACGACUAUCAAAUGCGUAAUCAAUUUUGGUAAUGAUUUUUUCUGGUCCACAUAGCGUAACACAUGGAGGUGUAGUGAUUUUAAUCAGACAUUUUCCUCAAGCAGCUGGUAUAGAAUGUUGCGCAGCACUACACUUUUGUUAUCAACAAAAUACCUUCACUUACCAAACUGAAAGUAAAAGUACUCGGGAAUUUUUGCCGUUACCAAGAAUUACUGACGUGUUUUCUAUAACCGUUUCCGGUUUCUGUUUUGAAAUCCUGAAGCCAGUAGCACAUGCCUGUAGGUAAAACCGAUUCAAUGAAACUACUGCAUUUGGUUGUCUGUAAAACAAGAAAUCGGGAAGUGGAAUGGGGAAUGGAAUGAGGAACGAGAAAACCCGGAAUGAAAAAAGCCGGAACUGUAAAACCCGGAAUGAGAAAAAGCUGGAAUCUGUAAAAUCCGGAAUGAGAAAAAGCCGGAAUCUGUAAAACCCGGAAUGAGAAAAAGGCGGAAUCUGUAAUGUCAGGGGUGUAUUCUAUAAUCCCCCUUUCCUCCCCCUCCCCCGGGGGUGGAAAAGAAUCAAGGGUCUUAGGGCCAGGGAAGAAAUUCAAAAAUAAGUGAAAAAGAAAGGAAGGGAAAGGAAAAGAAUAGAGAGAGGGAAAAGAAGAGAAUAAAGGGAAAAGAAAUGAAAGGGGAAAAGGAAAAUGAGGGGGCAAAAGGAAAAGAAGAGAAAGGACGAGGUAUGAGAAUGAAAAAGAACUGAGAAAAUUUGGGGAUCAGUUUCAUACUAUAUCAGCAAGGAGGGGGAGGGGUAUAGAUGAAGUAUGACUUUAUGGCAAGAGAAAAGGGAAUUGGAACAUAAUGUCAAUGUUAAAUAAAAUUUUAAAAAAGUGAAUAUGCAUUAACGUUUGUGAAACUAAAAACAUUUGUUAAAUGAACGUAAUUUAGAGAGAGGAGUACUUUUUAAGGGUAACAUCUCUAGUUAAUAUAUCAAUAAUCAAUUAUUUUGUUGUGCGGUUUAUCAUUGAGGUGCAGAAGUUCUAAAUAAACUGAAAAAUUUGUUUUCAAAAUCAGCAUUGUAACAUCAUUUUUCUACCUUGAACCAAACGUUUUUUCGAAAAUAAUUCUUUAAAUCGUAGGAAAAUUACUGGAAUAGUAAAGGUGGAACACAGACUCCGACCGAUGCCGCGCCCAAAUUUCUUCAAGAUACGGGGAAGAAAAUCAAAGCUGAAGGGGGGGGGGGGAGGAAUCAAAGGUCAUUGAAGAAUAUACACCCUUGAGGAAGAACAGAAUUGAUAUUUCAAGUACAAAACAAAGUGACCGGUAAUGAAUCUCAUGGCAGCUACCGGAGCUUCAGCAGCCUCCAGCUUAUUUUGAAAGUCCUGUGCACUGCCAUGUUUUGUUAACAAUCUUGCUUGUUUUGUAUCUGUUAUAGAUAUCAAUUUGUACUUCAGCUAAGAGAAUCGCUUCUCAAUGGAAGGUGAGUUCCAUAAUUGGCAGCCUAUGAAAUAUUUACAGACGUGUGCAAAUUUCUCAUAUUGCUGCAUCAAUUCAUGCAGUUUAAAGCUCUAACUUUGCUUCUUAUACGAUAUUACUGUUGUAUUCUUCUGUUAGGUUGGAAUGUUCGAUACCUAUUUAUGCUUUACUUGGCUCGUUUAUUGCACAAGGUAAUGCAAAAUUACAAAAAAUAUAAGAAAAAACAGAUUCUGAAGAAUAAAGUCAUCUUUACCCAUGGAGUUGCAUUGUGCCCUACUUUAUUAUUUCACUCUGUCUAAUGCCAGAUUAUUUUACUCUGUCUAACGCCAUCAAUAUACACUUAAUGUCUGCACCCGAGGGAAAUAGUUUUGUUUUCCCGAGAUUCUCCAUGUUUCCCGAGACGAAGUCGAGGGAAACAUUGAGAUUCGAGGGAAAACAAAACUAACUAUUUCUCGAGGGAAAAGACGUUAAGUGUUUUGUUAUAUAGCGACGAAACAAAUAUCAACAUUGAACAACAUUCAUACAACAAUAUUUGUAUUUCAUGACAAAAACUCUAUAGCGUAAACGAGUUUAAAAUUUUAAAAACCUACUUAAAUGGUUUCAGCAGCAUAUCCUGUUGCCUGUUAUGUAUUUUUCUUCUCUUUUACAUUCUUUAUUUUAACACAAAGCCACGAAAACAGUAGUUUAAAUAGUAUAAAUUUGUGCCGCCAUUUUGUUUAUUUAUGUACGUAGCCGGUCGGGGCGGGCAACAAUUUUUCACUUAUUGCCCGGGCGGGAUACAUUGCAUUUAUCUAAAGCCACGUGACUACAAAUCAGCCAAUCACGUUUGGUGUUCACACUAGCUAUAUAACAAUUGGAUAUAUUCAAUAUGUGGAUUAAAACAAGACUUUUUUUCUGAUGAUUAAUUUGAAAUAAAAUGAAAAUAUUACAGUCAUAAAAAGUUGUAUUCAUUGUUUUAAUGGAAUAUUAAAUUUCAAGAUAACUUUAUUCUGCAGAAUUUGGUUUUUCUUCAUUUCUGCUUUCUUAAAUUGUUGGCUGUCCAUGGCUUUUAAAAACUCAAUUUUGAUUAUUGCUUUCCUAUGUUAUAUAAUUAUGUUGUUUUGUGGAAUCUACUGUAACUGAUGGAAUUUAACCGAUUGCGUGCCAGCACUCUCCUCUUGACGAGAAAAAUAGUCUGGAAUAAGACAGAGUAAAAUAAUAGAGUAGGGUACAUUAGGGCACAAUGAGAACUAACCAUGGCGCGAAAUAAUGUAACGGCUUGAGGGUUGCCGGUCAAGGUGAUAGCCAACUCAAUUUUAGCUCGGACACAUCGAAUUUCUGGGUGAUGAAGUUAUUCAGCUUCUUAAAGUAAAGCCUACUAAAGUAUAUCUCUAAAAAUGUGACUAUUUUCCGAUCCCAGUAUAGCAUUACAAAACGCCUUACUGUAAUCAGUAAUUAAAAACCCCAUCACAUAAAACAGCUUGGCCAUAAAGCAUGUAGUACAUGUUGCAUUUCUCAUAAAGCGUGGCCAUGGGCUUUGUGACGUACUGUGUGAGAAAGCUGUCGUACAUUGAAGUUCUUUUUGCGCAAAACAUUCGACAACAUGUUAUGGUUCUUAAUUAUAAUACUUUAUUUUGAUUAUUAAUUCUUGAAAAUGAAGAUUAGUUCGUUCUUUUAUCGAAAGUGGUAAGGUAAAAAUUUGACCGGACAACUCCGCAUUCUGGCCGGACAUUCUCCGUUGGCUAAAUUAUAGAUAAAUAUCACUUAUUAGAGAACUGCCCUAAUUCUUCUUUCAGCUGAAUUUGGUGACUAUGAUUCUCCUGAUAUCUCAGCGAAUUAUUUAGAGGACUUUAAAGUUUGCCCGGAUCAAGUAAGUGUACAGUAGACAUGUACUGUAUACUACGUACAGUGUACAGUAGACUUGUACUGUAUACAACGUACAGUAAUUCUUCCCCCUUGCAGAGCUAUUACACAACACAUACACUGUCAGUGGUAAUGUUGGUUUUCUUACUGUAAUCUUUUAAUUUCAGCCCCCAGAGCUCGUCGAAAAAAUCCAUGAUUAUCAUAGAAGACACAGGUGAGAUUUCAAAUGAAUCGUGUAGUCUACAGUAUAGUUAUCACAAUUACUAACUUCUUAUUAACCGAGUGCGAGGUCUUUACAGAGAAAUAUCGGACUGAGGUCUUUUUUGUACAGACCGAGCCCGUAGGGCGAGGUUUGUACAAAAAGACCGAUGUCCGAUAUUUCUCUGUAAAGACCGAGCAGGCGAGGUUCAUAAAAAGUUUAGUAUAUGGCAUUCAUAGGCGUUUAUACUCGAAACAAACAAGAAAUGCAUGAUUUGAAAUGUAUAUUAGUAGCGUGGUACAUAUGCAUUUGGUCGAAGAAAACAAAAAAUACCAAUGUAUAUCCUUUCCACUUAAAACCAUUCGCAGAUAUCUUAUAACCAAUAGACCUUUCACCUUAUGAGUGAAAUUUUGAUCUAGAUAUGCCUGGACAAAAAUUUCAUCACAGUUCGAAAGAGCAUCACAAAAUUAGUAAUAUUCCGAAGUUUCGUUGCGAAAUGUUGUAAAAUGCGGAUAAUAUAGCCUUGCGAAGUUUGCCGUUUUUCAGUCAUUUUGCAUUACAAACGGGAAAUUGAUAAUCAGAUGAUCAAACUGAUUAUCAAUUUCCCAAUUGGAUUACAAAAUGACUGAAAAACGGCAAACUUCGCAAGGCUAUAUAUUAUCCGCAUUUUACAACAUUUCGCAACGAAACUUCAUUGAUGCUCUUUCAAGCUGUGAUGAAAUUUUUGUCCAAAUUUGUCUACAUCAAAAUUUCACUGAAAAGGGGAAAGGUUUACUAAGCCAUAGCAAAUUAAGUCAUAAUUUUCAAAUUUUCAAUUAAUGUAGUUUUGCUGUUUUGUUUUAAAAUGCAUGCGUUUGUUUUUACGUACGGUCCAUUACCGGGAAAUAAUGGACCGCUGAAAAUGCUUCUCAGCCAAUCGCAGUCCGUUAUUUCACCGGAAGUGAUUCUUGCCAUAUAAUAAAUUAUGGUUAAUAUUGAAUAGGCAUUAUGAUGGUGAUCUUAACUUUUUAUAAUUUUAUUUUUCAGAGGGAUGACUCCUGAACAAGCUGAGCUUAAUUUUCUCGAUAACGUUCGGAAGUUACCCAUGUAUGGUGUUCAUCGGCAUUUAGCAUUGGUAAGCAGUUUCCCUUCACAAGUUUUGUUGCUCGUAUGCACGGAAUGUUGUUAAACAUUUACCUCUCGUCAAGACCGCCUUUUGCUUGGCAAUACUAGAUUCCCCUUAUUACGUUUUCGUAGCGCUUUGCACUGUGGUUAUAGUGGUAUCGCUGAUAUUCAAGUUGGCUUAUUUUUUGUCCUGACCCGUGCAAGAACUUUUUAAAAAAGCUAAGGUCAAAUGCGUGAUAGCCAACAGCAAAAUCGCGAAAAUAUUCAAUAUUUUCAUUCGAGGCCGCUAGCUUUAUCUGUGUUACCACAAUGCAAAGCGCUACGAAAACGUAAUAAGGGAAACCUAGUAUUCUUGUACACUUCUGAAAUUUUCCUUGUCCAAAAGGCUGGCACGAUUAGCUUUGGGACAAGCCUCCUUUGCCGUACAAACGGGCAAAUAGAACUUGUCAAGAAAAACUUGCCCGUCUGUACUGGGCUUAAGAGAUUUUCUACAGGCAUUAGAGUGUGGACAAGGAUACUGUAGGUCAUUUAACCACAGCACUUUGAUAUCUUUGUCGUAUAGGAUGUUAAUUGUGAAAAAGUAUUUAUUGGUGUUUCUAAUGUUGCUGUAACUGUCUAUCGUGGUAGUCGUCUUAUGUCAACGUUUGUAUGGUAAGUAAUUUUAUUAUAGAAUGUACGUAGGCUUUCAUAUUGUAUAAUAGCGAGCUUAUAAGCAAGUGCUGUCUCUCUGAAUUUUUUUUCCCUCCUGGUAAAUGUGAUCGAAAAAACGACUCUAUACUUUUGCGUGCGACUUCACGCAUUUGCAUGAGUCAGAAACACAAAAUCGCCGGCAAAAUUGCUCGUAUGAUCCAGGCUUCAAAGGGAUAUGGCAAUAUAUAUUAAGUUUGUCUUAUUUGAAAGAACAUCUAAAAUGAUAUAUAAACUUCCUUUACAAUUAUUCCGUAUCUUGCUUGGUUUUCGAAAUAAAUCGACUUAUUUUGGUCAAAAGCAGCGUGCAUUCCGCCAUCUUGGAUAUGCAUUCGAUAUGCAUACGUCACAAGUAGGGUAGAAAGCGAAAUUUUUAUCUUGCAAACCACAUGUCAUUAUCAAUAUGAAACUCGAUUUUCCGAAGUCUUUUUUAUCCUCAAUGAACUCACAAGAUUUUGAGAAACUUUGCGAAGAAAUUUAGUCCCACAUGAAGAAGUUUUAACAAGUUUACCCUGCUUGUGACGUCAUCAAAAGCUCAGUCAAUUAGGUCAAUUAUAAUACCAAGAUGGCAGACUGCACACUGUUUUUGGUCAAAAUAUUUCUAAAACCAAGCAAGAUACGAAAAAGUUGUACAUAAAGGGUCUUCAUAUAACUUUAUAACUUUCAAAUAAGACAAAGUUAAUUUUUAUUCCCAUAUCCCUUUAAGCUCAGUAUUAAAAUACCACCUACAUUGGAAUCCUACGGACCUCUACUGUAUUUUUGUGAUCUUGAUGUUAUUUUGUGUUCUUUUAAAAUCCAGGCCUCAAAUUCUUAGUAUUGGUUUCAAAAGCAAGAAGUUCUAUAUCAAAAUAAAACCCGCAGACGAGGUACGCCUUCAAGUUCAGUUCUUUUUCAUAUAUUCUCCGGGACACCCUGUAGAAAAACUAACGUAUGUUUAUGUGAUGUUUUUAGGAUGAUGACUUUUGUAAAACAAGUGUAGGAUUUAAACUCUCAGAUCGCGUGGCAGCGAAACGUCUGUGGAAAAUCUGCGUCGAACAUCACACGUUCUUCAGGUAUAAGCUAUGCUUGGCUACAGUAACUGUUAUAUUGUACACUGUAUAAUAGCGUGUACUUGUCGUUUAUAAAUUCGUCCGAAAUUUAUAUUCAAGGUUGGAAAAUGUUGAUUUAGCAGAGAAGAAAGGUUGGCUGUCCCGGUUUGGAUCUCGAUUUAGUUACAAGUGAGUGGAGAGCUAUCUUUUAAUAAUUCCUAAUCGGUCAAACGAAGAUGAGAUUGCACGAGAUUUGGCCGACUGAAUGAACAUAAUGAAUGAACAUAAUUUUUAAUGAGGAUACCAACUUCACAAGUAGAGGUUUACUUAGCUAGGGGUCCUCAGACAAGCAAACAUAUACUAAAAAUAAUUAAAUUACAAAUGAAAAUAACUAGACAGAACAAACAAGUCAUUACAAUUCAGUUUUUUCGAGGCGAUUAUUAAAUGAGGUUAUCGAGGCAGGGUUUUUUUCAGGAUUUUCUCUUGGGUCCGUUUUUACAGAGAGGAUUGAGUUUAGCUGAACAGCUGGGGUGGCUGCGUUAAGCGCUAGGUUACAUACAUCACUUCUUAAUGCUUUGCCAACACUGUCUUGUAUUCUAUUAAAGUUAAAACAUACUGUAGUUGGAACACUCAUGAUCAAACCUUUAUUUUGCUAGAGCUUGAAAUGCUCCCAUACAACGUGUGACUGUCACUCUUAGAUGCAUUAUUUACAGUACAUAAAGCGAAGCUUUUGUUAUAGUGUAGCUCUAUUGUGGCCGGGAUAGCUUCCUCAAGAUAUACGGAAGCUUCAAUUGUUAUCACAGUUUUAAGAAAGCUACAGAUGUUUAUUAUAAUAAUUUAAGCGAACUCCCACACGGCAAUCUUGUAAACCUGUAGUAGUUUUUUUUUCAGAUGUUGUUCUUAAUGUUGCUGUGUGUUAGUUAGGAUAUCUACAUACUGAUGAUUUACUGUGUUUAAAUAAAGUUUUAUUGUAUUGUAUUGUAAUGUAUUGUUUCUAUCUGCAGGGGAAAGACAGAACAUGAAAUAAUGAAAGAAGACCCCAAACCGACAGAAGAACCUUUCAGUCGAGUAUCGAGCAAGAGAUUUUCGGAGAGAGUUUUGAAAGGUGAGGGAAUAUCAUCACUGAGGGUAAUAUUUGGCCGAAUCCCCCGAUCGGAGGGUCUAUAAAUGAUACAUUACGCCGAAAAUUAAAAGCC